Hypomesus transpacificus is the source of this 3779-nucleotide messenger RNA. RefSeq names its product selenoprotein I (gene selenoi). The transcript is spliced from 10 exons. Gene Ontology annotation, molecular function: ethanolaminephosphotransferase activity. The record is from RefSeq and is a predicted model, not a curated record. Gene Ontology annotation, biological process: phosphatidylethanolamine biosynthetic process. NCBI's taxonomy places the organism in Eukaryota, Metazoa, Chordata, Actinopteri, Osmeriformes, Osmeridae. Gene Ontology annotation, cellular component: endoplasmic reticulum membrane; Golgi apparatus.
AGAGGAGGCAACAGUGUGCUCAUGUUGUCAGCAGAUGUGGGUGUCUGGACUCGUAUGAAGCAGGAGUGGCCGAAUGUUUCGACAUCGCCUCCCCGGCGUGCUUGAGCGGUAGUUGCUAAAGCUAGAUGUAGUGUCCCUAACGAGGAUAGCUGUUAGGGAAUCUCGAUCAAGAGGGAAUCGAUUUUCAAGUUGCUGGAUUCAGAGCCUUGGGAUUGCCAUCAUGGCUAUGUACGAAUAUGUCACUCAAGAGCAGCUGUCGGGCUUCGACAAGUACAAGUACAGCGCAGUGGACUCCAACCCCCUGUCUGUCUACGUCAUGCACCCCUUCUGGAACUCUGUUGUCAAGAUCAUGCCCACCUGGUUGGCUCCUAACCUCAUCACUUUCACAGGGUUCAUGUUCCUGGUCUUGAAUUUCGUCAUGUUGGCCUUCUAUGACUACCACUUCGAUGCUUCAGCUGAGGGGCACCUGCACGUGCCCAGCUGGGUGUGGGUCACCGCUGGCCUCUUCAACUUCCUGGCCUACACUCUCGAUGGGGUGGAUGGAAAGCAGGCGAGGCGUACUAACUCCUCCACGCCACUAGGGGAGCUGUUUGACCACGGGCUGGACAGCUGGGCCUGUGUCUACUUUGUGGCUUGCGUCUACUCCAUAUUCGGCAGAGGGGAAACUGGUGUGGACGUGCUGACUCUAUACUAUAUCCUGUGGGUGGUUCUUUUCUCAUUCAUUCUGUCCCACUGGGAGAAAUACAACACUGGGAUACUGUUCCUACCUUGGGGAUAUGACAUUAGCCAAGUGACCAUCUCCAUUGUUUACAUCAUCACUGCGGUGGUUGGUGUGGAAACCUGGUACCAUCCAAUCCAGUGGCACGUCCUCUACAGAGACCUCUUCACUUUCAUGAUCUUAGGUUGUUCGUUCACUGUGACCCUUCCCAUGAGCCUCUACAACGUCCUAAAGGGUCACCGCAGCAAGACUCUGAAGCACAGCAGUUUGUACGAGGCCUUCCUCCCCUUCCUCUCCCCGGUCCUCCUCUUCCUCCUCUCCACCCUCUGGGUGGUGCUGUCUCCCUCCAACAUCAUCCAGGAGCAGCCCAGGGUCUUCUACCUGAUGAUUGGAACAGCCUUCGCCAACGUCACCUGCAAGCUGAUAGUGUGCCAGAUGAGUAACACUCGUUGUCAGGCGCUGAGCUGGCUGUUGUUGCCCCUGACGGCGGUGGUGUUGCUGGCAUUGAACGGUGUUGAUGAGACUGUGCUGCUGUACGUGUGGACGAGUGGAGUAAUACUGGCACACAUCCACUAUGGAGUGUCAGUGGUGCACCAGCUUAGCGACCACUUCAACAUCUAUGCCUUUUCUCUGAAGAAGCCCAACAGUGACUGACAAGAUGAGGAGCGAAUCGGCUUGAAGGAAGCGGAGGUUUAAAGCCCUCCCACUUCCCUUUUGCAGCCAACCGACACUUCACUUUCAUCAUCACGGAAAACAGCCACCCAGCCUCCUCUACCCCAAGGACAUCUCUAUCCAGCUAGACAAUGACCCUCCUAUUCUCCUUUCCUCAACACACGCGCUUCCCCUAACUCUGGAACCAUGAACAGUUUCAGUUUGGGGCAAGUGUUCUGGACUACAGGGGUGGUACUUAGGGUUCUGGGUUCCGUGAUUGGUGAUCGGCCAAUUGGUUGAGCCAAUGAGGUGUGCUUGUUUCCUAAGGAAAUGUGCUUCAGCCGCAAGGACAGAAGCCCAGACCAGCCUCACAAACACACACACACAAACAUUCACACACUUACUUGACACAAAUGCACACAUUCGCAGGUUGCUUGUACACAGACACUGUGCUGACACACGCAAACACACACCGCACAUCUUCUGAUUGGAGAAGAUGACACUGACUCACAGUCUCAUGAAUGUACAGUAUAAUAUUGCCUUGGGGAAACAUCAUUUAGGUCUCCGUUAGUUUGAUAGACAGGCUUCACAAUAAUGCAGCUCCAGCCCUGACCUUUCACCUCUGAACCGUAACCAAGGGUACAACCACACCUGCUCCUGGGAGGUGUGUCAAGGUCUUGACCAGGGCAUGAAGGCAGAGCUUAACCUAUUUUGAUCGGAUGUUCUGUACGAUUGAGAGGAAACUCUUUAUUAUUUAUCUAUUGUUCCAAAAGAUGGGUUUUUGUUGAUAAAACGAAAUCUGAUAUGAAAUAGUCAGUGAUCCAUUUAGAAAUUAUCUCACACACAUUUACACAACACACUCUGGUGAUGGUUGUCUGAGUUUUACUGAGGUCAUUUUAGACCAAUCAGGGUUAAGCCUUUUGGAGGCAGGAGUAUUCAUACCACUAACCAGGUUGACCUCUGACCUGUCAACCUUUGACCCUUGAACCGUGACCCCUGUCUGAACGCUGACCUCUAGGCUCUCCUUCCCCUUUGAGGUGUCGUGACAGCAUGCCGAUUCGCUCUUAAGUUCUUUUUGUUUUCACUUUUAAUUGUUUUAUUUUUAUUUUCGUAUUUGUAAUUUCUUUCUCUGUUGCCGGGGGCGAUGCGUGUGUGUCGGUUGCGCUGAGCUUGAAUGAAGAGUGCGUCCCAAAGCCGUUUGCGGAGGGGACGCGCUCUGAGGGAACAAGCUGUCACUGGUCACCGCAAACUCCACGCCACUCUGCCACAGACACAUCACAUGACUGUGCUGUCCAUAUUACUGUCACAGACACAUCACAUGACUGUGCUGUCCAUAUUACUGUCACACCGGAGAUACGGCCAUCAGCUCUUGUUUUCUCCUGUGUUUUUUUUCUGGUUGGUUUGUUUGACGCUGCUUUUCGGAUCGUUUCUGAUCGUUUGCCCUCACGGUUUCCCACGAGGAGAGAGUGGAGAUGCUGGAGUAGGCUGCCCCUCAUCUGCCCUCCCUCAGCCUGUCUGCUAACGGGCUGGAGGACCAGGAGACUGCAGGGGCCUCCUGAGGGGGCCUCCUGAGGGGCCCCCCGAGGGGGCCUCACGUCCUCUCAGCCUCCGCUUCUUACCUGCACUGAUCUGAAACCACAGGACCGGUGACAGGGCUGUGGUGGACACCUGCAGGGUGAUCUGCUUAGACCUGGCCGUCUGGUUUGAGAUCAGUGCUGGUGACCGGGAAAGAAUCAGAAGGGAAGCAAGGUGGUGUUGAUGUGAGUUUUGAGGUUCAUCAGAUAGGACUGUGGUUGGAUUCUGAGGGUUGGGUAGUGACGCGACUGUGGAAUUGUGACUGAUAACGCCACCAAAACAACGUUGUUUGUGUGAGUAGGAGGUGUUGUGUGUGUGUGUGUGUGUUGUAUGUACGUCUGAAUGUUUUGAAUGUACGUGUGCAGAGACACAUGCAAGUAUGUAUCUUUUUAUGUAUGUAAGUACCAGUGUAUGUGCGUUUGUGUAAAUAUAUUAUUUUAUUUUCCUUGUUUUUUUUAUGUGAACUUUGAGUGAGAUUUCAAUCCAGAUUCCCCCACACCCCGCUCUUCCCCACACCCCACCCCCAGUCUGAAAAUGGUUCAUGUAGGAUGGACUGGGGAAGUGGGAGACCAGGGAUUUAGAUGGAACAGAAAUCAGUUUCCCCUGGUACUGGAUCCUAACUCUACCCAUCACCCAAGCAACAGUUAACAACUAUGGAUAAAACCGUGGAAUCUGUGACCAUGUUUGUUGUUGUCCGACGUGACGCGGGCCAGAUGCUGCCUGGCCCGGUCUGGCCCGGUCUGGCCUGGGUGUGUGACCAGGGCCAAUAAUAUCAUGUUGUAUUUAACCUGUGACAAAAAGGACUGUCCAAUUGAAUAAACAUUUUGUUUAAUCA